This is a messenger RNA of Myripristis murdjan (pinecone soldierfish), 12531 nucleotides long. RefSeq names its product titin-like. The record is from RefSeq and is a predicted model, not a curated record. The transcript is spliced from 11 exons. Lineage: Eukaryota; Metazoa; Chordata; Actinopteri; Holocentriformes; Holocentridae. Bases 337 to 10017 code for a protein of 3226 amino acids.
UCGCUUCUCAGGAUGGCGCAUUGUUUGAACUCUAAUUUCAAUAAUAAUAGAGUAUAUUUGUUUGGAGUGGGGCUUUGUUGUAAUGUUUGUAGUAAUAGUCGGGCUAUGCAUGGGGACGUGCAUUAGUGUUACAUUGUAAUGUUAAGUAGAGAGGGUUAGAAUUAGUUAUGUAAGACAGCGGCGCAGGAUUGGUGGCGGAGCUGAGCAUGCGCAGAACGCUGCACCGACCAACACAAUAAACCAUCAGCGCUGUUUACGGAAUUGAAAUUAUAAGUGGUCUUUUUUUUUUUUUUUUUUUUUUUAAGAAGGGGAAAGCUUUGAGUGAAGAGUGAAGGGAUGACGUUCCCUGUGGAUCUCCUGGCUGAUGUCAGGCAGGGAGAGCUGGAGCGUGCAGCCCAGAACUACAUGAACAGCCUCCUCUUCAGCAACCCUGACUCUCUUCAGCUGCUCACACUUGCCAACGCAACCCAGGUAACCAUUGGUCUUUCCAAUGUGGGCUUUGUCCCCAUUUAUGGCGGCAAUGAUAGGCAAAAGGUCCUGGCCCUUUUCUCCCCAAGUGAUCCAUUCACAGCUGUGGCUCUUUACUUACUGGACCGAUGGUGGACAGUAGAUGACAUUCUCAAGACAUCAGACCCUGCCAGAGAUGGAGCUGUGCAGGUGGAGACACUUGGCGAGAGAAUUGUUCUGUACAUCCUCAACCGUGUGAUCUACAGAGUCAAGGAGAUGAGCACUGAGGAGCUUCCCUUCCUCUGCCAUGGGGAAAAUGCUUAUGCGAAAAUCCUCUGGAGAAAUGGAGAGGCUGUUGGUUUCUAUUCGGUCAAGCCCUCUGGCAGCUUACACAGUUCCUUCUUAAGCAGAAGCUAUCAGCUUCCUGUCAUGGACUCCAUAUUUGUCAGAAAAUGUCACCGCGGUAACGGUCUUGGCCUCAAGAUGCUGGAGGACUUUGUGCUCAGUUUCAAAGAGGACUGCCUGGGGUUACGGUACCCCCUUACAAAAGCCAUGUAUAAAGUUUGUCAGACGUACCUGAGCCAGUACCCAGAAGACAGAGACUUGCUGUGGGAGGUGGAGAGCAUAGGUGGGCCCAGCCAGAGGACCAACAUAGCCAACAAAAUCCGGACCAUGGAUUUGAGUGCAGUAUCCAAGAGUUUCUCAUUCAUGGAGGAGUCACUUGUGAUCAGUGAUGUGACUGAAAAUGAUGUGGUCAUGGAGGCAAUUACCACACAUAUUGAGGAACAUGAAUCUAUGGAGUGCACAGUCGAAAUUGUGGAGGAAGUUACAGUAGUGAAAACUGCAAACGUUUCAGAGAAUGAUGAAGUACCAGUUACCACCCGUGGCAGGAGUAGUGGCCUGAAGCGGAGUAAGAUCAGACAAAAGAUAACAGAGGACAACAAAUCAGAAAAAGUAAUCAGAAUCGAGGAUAUUGAAGCAGAAACUCCCAAAGAGGAAUGUGUCGCAGAGCAACAGGAAAUGGAGCUGCCGGACGUUUCUGAAUUGGACAAGACAGUGCAGGAUGAGGAUGUAGUUGGUGUGACAACUGAAGAAAAAGCAGAGACUCAAAUUGACAACAUGCCCGAAGACGAAGUGGAUACAGUGUCAGACAUACCUGUCUCAGUCCCAGCCACAAUUUCAUCUCAACAAGACUUAGAAGAAACUACAGCUGAGGUUACAGAAGCAUCAGCUGGUGAAGAGCCUUCAGUAGAGGAUAUCUGCACACAGGACCUGAAUAAAACCUCCUGUGAACCACAGAUAGCAGUUGAGAACGUGGCAUCCGAAGUAGAGGAAGCACAGGAAGAGUCUCAAAAGGAAGACAUCACAGAGCUGGCAUUCUCUAUAGAAGGUGUAGAGGUGUGUAGAGCAGCGGAGGCCCUAGAGGAAGAGGAAGAGGGACCUAAAUCUGAGACUGCAAAAGAAACUGUUGGACAACAGAAGUCAAGUCAUCUCUCAAAACAGCUGGAAGAACCUCAAAAACAAACAGAAAAAUCUGUUAUAAAAGCCAUAAAAGCAGUACAGAGUGAAAUGCCCACAAGGAGAUCUCAGCGCUACAACAAGCAAGAAGAGGUGGUAAAAGGGGAAGAGACUACAGCACAGGGUGGUACAAGAGUUUUGAGAUCAAGAACUACAGUGCUGCCCCCCACGCCUAAGCGCAAGAGCACCCAACAAAGCCAAAAAGAACAAAAAGAAUUACAGAAGGAAGAUGAAGAGGCAGAGAAAAUUGAGGCUUCAGUUGAGCCCCCUGCAGUUGUAGUGGAAGAGUCAAUUGUAAUGGAGGUAAAAGUACAAGAAGAGAUCACUGCAGAGGUUACAGCUGUCAAAGAGGAUAUUCUUGCUGUGCAAGCGGAAUUAAAUGAGGAAGAUCAAACCAUUCAAGAAAAGGGGCAGGUGGCCGAUGAAAAAAUGGAGGAUCAGGUGGGGACAGAGAAACAAGAGGAGCCAGGAGUAGAAGACACUGUAGUGGAGGAGAGUGCCAUAGAGGUUCCAGAUACAGAGGAGUCUGUCCUUAAAACACCAGAAGAGGAAGAGACAACAGUAGCAGAAAUGGAUGAUCUGGAGAAGGAAAAAAAGGAUGUGGAGGAUCAAUCAGAGGUUUCCAAAGUUGAGGAUGAGGAGCCUCCUGUUGUUUAUAGAAGAGCUUUAAGGGGCAAAGUAAAAACUGUUGAACCUACGCCCACAAGACAAAGCAAAAGAAAUCAAAAGGAGAAGGACAAAGACAAAGCAGAGCAGACCACAGAAGGUCCCUCUAGCAUACAGAAAGAGGAUGAACAAGUAACAAGCAAAGAAGACACUGCUGUAAAAGAAACAGAGAAAGCAGCGAGUUUGGAAGUAGAAGAGAAAGUGAGAAGUGUUGUUGAGGAAGAAGCUGAAAUUCCAGAGGGCGAGCAGGCAUUGGAGGAAGCUCCACCUGUAACUGAGGAAGAGAUGGGUGUGGAGGGGAAACAGGUUGAGGAAGAGGAAAAGACUCAACCAGUGACAGAGAAUGCAUCUGUUUUGGAAGGAGAUGAAGAAGCAGCCAGUGUCCCAGAUGCUGGAGAUGACAGAGUUGAAGAGGCAGAAACUGACACAGAGUUAGUCAAACCCACGACUGCAUCAGUGACAGUUACACCUGAUGAAGGUCAAGGGGAGACCAAAUUCAGCACUGUAUCAGCAGCUGCAGAUGAAGAGCUUCAGGAAGAAGAUGAUAUCACUUCUCAAAUCCCUAAGCUCCAGAGAGCUACCGUGGUCUUGGUCGACCUGAAAAAAACCUCACAUCAUCUUGAGGGAGCUGUAGGAGAGUAUCUUACUAAUGAAAAUGCCUCCGAAGAACAACAGAAGGAGCAGGCAUCAGCAGAAGAGGCUGAGAAAGAAGUCCCUAGUUCCACUGUAGAGGAGCAAAAUCUUGAGCCAGAAAAACUGGUAGGGAAAGAGGGAGAGAGUGUGGAAUUAGAAAGUAUAAAGGAACAAGCUGCACCUACAACCGCAGAAACAGAGAUUGUUGAGGAGGAAGAGGUUGAAAAAGACACCUCUAAACAGGGGAAGGAAGAUAUUAUCAAUGUAGAAGAGGCAAAUUCAGGUGAGACAGAACAUGCACCAGUUAUUGAAUCAAGAGUUCUGAGAAGUGGGAGAAGGACAGUUGGAGCAAGCAGAUCCACAAGUACAGACACAAAACAGCAAGGGAAAGACAUAGAUAAUGCAGGAGCGGAUAUUAAUGAGGAGACGUUGGACAAGGCAGAACCAGAGCCAGAACCAGAGAUUGUUGAGGGGGCAACAGUUGAGGUGGAAAAGGUAGAAGGAGAGAUAACAUCUGUAGAGGAGGACACAGUCACAAUAGAGGAAGCAGUGGGAGAGAAACAGCCUGCCACUUCACAUGCAUUGGCAGAUGGGCAGGUAGAAAUCCUGGGUCAGGAAGAGACUCUUGCAGCCAAUUUAGAUGAGACAAAGAGCUUUGAAGAAGAACAAAUACCAGUUGCUCAAACAAGAGCACUCAGAAGUGGAGGAAAGACAGUGAAAGUUACACCAAUACACAAAUCAACAAGAAGCAAACAGCAAGAGGAUGAUGAAAAAGGGGAGGAAGAGGCAGCUGUAGGAAGCAGUGCUGAUGAAGAUGAACCAACAGUAGAAACAAGAGUUCUGAGAAAGGGAAGGAAGACUGCUCCUGUGACACCCAGACCCGAAUCCAAAAGAGCUCAUAAACAAGCCCAGGAGGAGGAGGAAGGAGAUGAGGAAUCUAACUCCACAAGAGCCCUGAGAAGUGGCAAAAAGACAGUCAAAGCGACACCGAGGCGCAAAUCCACAAGAAGCAAACAGCAAGAAGAGGAACAAGAGGAGGACGCAGCUGUAGAAAGUAGUGAUGAAGAAGAACCAGCAGUACAAACAAGAGUCCUGAGAAAGGGAAGGAAAUCUGCUCCUGUGACACCAAGACGUAAAUCCAAAAGAGCUCGCAAACAACUCCAGGAGGAGGAGGGAGAAGAGGAAUCUACAACAGCAGAAGAAAUACAAGUAGAGGCAGAAGAGGCUGGACAGGAAGCAGCUGAGGAAAGACUGGGAAAAAAAGAUGGCGAGAUUGAAGAAAAUAUUCAGGAGGAAACUGCUACUACAGCAGUGGAAAGUAUGGAGCCAGACACUGACAUGGACAAAGGAAACAGGAAAGAGGAAAAAGCAGAAGAGGAAUGUAUACCUGCAGAGGAGACAGAAGUGGAGAAAGAAGAGGAGAGGCUGAGCACAAAUGAAGAAAAAGAAGAAACUGAAGCAAAAGAGAUGGUAGAAGAAAAGGUAGCUGAAGAAGGAGAAAAACCUGGAGAAAAGCCUGCCUCUGUAACUAUAGAAGACAAGGUAAUGGAAGAAGUGACAGAGGAAGUCACUAUGACAUUAGCUGAGACGGAGGAAAACUCUGAGAUAGCUCAGAUAGGAACUGCAGCAGAUGAAAUGGUACAAGAACAAGGAACUGACACACUGUGUGAGUCCAAAGCUGGGUUUACACCUUCAGCUGAAGAGCCAGAGAAAGAGGACAGUGUAUCUCAGUUCUCUAGUCUCCAAAGAGCCACUGUGGUCUUAGUUGACUUGAAAAAAAACUAUCAUGAACUACAAGUGGAAGCAAAAGAAACAGCAACUGUUGAGGAGAAUGUUUCCACAGAGAAGCUUCCUGCUGAAGCAGAAGAUCAACAGAUGGAGGAGAGUGAAAAUGAAAAAGCAGAGGAGCAAAAAGUAGUGCCAGAAAAGAUGGCCGUCAAAGAAGGAGCAGAAGAUGAAAAGGCAGAAGAAGUUGGAAUUGCAUCUGCAGAAGUAGAGCAUAUUGAAAAUGAACAGCUUGACGAGGAUAAACCUGAGGCAGAGAAAGAAGCAGUUACUGAAGCCAAUGCAGCAAAACAUUCAAGUGAGGAAAAAGACAUGCAAGCUAUAGAAACUAGAGCCCUGAGAAGUGGGAGAAAGACAGUCAAAGCAGCAAUAGGACGAAAAUCUACAAAAAGAAGUGAACAACAGCAAGACAAUGAAGAAGACAAAGAGGCAGGUGUUGAAAAUAGUGCUGAAGAAAAUGAACCAGCAGUACAAACAAGAGUUCUGAGAGGAGGACGCAAGUCUACCCCUGUCACACCUAGACGUAAAUCCAAAAGAGGUCAAAAACAACUCCAAGAAGAGGAGGAAGAAGAGUUUACAACAGUUGAGGAAAUAGAAGUAGAGAAGGAAGAAGUUGGUCAGAAAGCAGCUGAGGAUAAAGAAGCAAAGGAAGAUGAGGAAAUUGAAGAGAAGGCUGAAGAGGAAGCUGCUGAGACAGUGGAAAGCACAGAGCCAGAAACUGAUGUGGACAAAGAGAGAGCUGUGGCAGAGGAAGUAGCCACAGCCACAUUUGCAGAUGGAGAAGAAGAGGUCCCAGUUGGAAAAGAGGCUGAAGUUGAGGAGACAAAUGAACAAGAAGAGGCAGAGCAAGGAGCAGCUGGGGAAACAGAUGAAAAGAAAGAUGAGGAGAUAGAAGAAAAAGUUGAGGAGGAAGCUGCUCUCGAAAAGGUGGAUGGUCUAGAGUCAGAAAUACUGGUGGAGGAACGGGAAACUGUGGCAGAGGAAGCUGUUACAGUGCAAGAUAUGAUGGAGGAGAAAGAGGUUGCUGAAACCUCUGUAGAGACCCCAGUUGAAAAUCUCUUGCCUGCCAAUGUAGAUGAGGCUAGAAGUUUUGAAGAAGAAGCGCCAGUUGUUGAAACAAGAGCCUUGAGAAGUGGAGGAAAAACAGUCAAAGUUACACCAAGGCGCAGAUCCACAAGAGGCAAACAGCAAGAAGAGGAACAAGAGGAGGAGGCAGCUGUAGAAAAUACUGAUGAAGAGGAACCAGCAGUACAAGCAAGAGUUCUGCGAAAGGGAAGGAGGGUUGCUCCUGUUACACCUAGACGUCAGUCCAAAAGAGCUCGCAAACAACUCCAGGAGGAGGAAGGAGAAGAGGAAGUAGCGACCGCUGAGGAGAUAGAAGUAGAGAAAGAAGGUGCUGGGCAGGAAACACCUGGGGAAAAACAGGAAAAAAUAGAUAAGGAGAUUGAGGAAAAGGUUGAGGAGGAAGCUGCUCCUGAGACAGUGGAAGAUACAGAGCCAGAAAUUGAGGUGGAGAAAGAAAAGGCUACAGCAGAAGAAUUAGUCACAAUAGAAGGUACAACUGAGGAGACCAAGUCCUCUGUGCCAGAGACAUUUGUAGAUGAGGAGGCAGAGACUCCAACUGGAGAAGAGGCUGAAGAGAAUAUCCUGUCAGCCAGUGUAAAUGAGGCAACAAACACUGCUGUGGAAGAAGAGGUGCCAGUUGCUGUUGAAACAAGGGUCCUGAGGAGUGGAGGAAAGACAGUCAAAGUUACACCAAGACGCAAAUCCACAAGAAACAGACAACAAGUGGAGGACGCAGCUGUAGAAAGUACGGAUGAAGAGGAACCAACAGUACAAACAAGAGUUCUGAGAAAGGGACGGAAGGUUGCUCCUGUAACACCGAGACGGAAAUCCAAAAGAACUCGCAAACAACUCCAGGAGGAGGUAGAAGAGGAGGGAGAAGAGGAGUCUACAACCGUUGAUGAAAUACAAGUAGAGAAGGAAGAGGCUGGUCUGGAAGCAGCUGAGGAAAAACAGGAAAAGGAAGAUGAGGAGAUUGAAGAGAAGGCUGAGGAUGAAGCUGCUGAGACAGUGGAAAGCAUAGAGCCAGAAACUGAUGUGGACAAAGGGAAAGCUUUGGUAGAUGAACCAGCCACAAUGGAACAAAAAGAGUCUGAGACAUUUGCAGAUGGAGAACUAGAGGCUACAGUUGGAGAAGUGGCUGAAGUUAGGGGGAUAGAAGUAGAACAAGAGGCAGCGCAGGGUGCAGCAGAGGAAACAGGUGAAAAGAAAGAUGAGGAAAUAGAAGAAAAGGUUGAGGAGGGAGCUGCUCUUGAAAAGGUGGAUGGUUUAGAGUCAGAAAUAGUGGUGGAGGAACACGAAACUGUGGCAGAGGAAGCUGUUACAGUGCAAGAUACAAUGGAGGAGAAAGAGGUUGCUGAAACCUCUGUAGAGACCCCAGUUGAAAAUCUCUUGCCUGCCGAUGUAGAUGAGGCUAGAAGUUUUGAAGAAGAAGUGCCAGUUGUUGAAACAAGAUCCCUGAGAAGUGGAGGAAAAACAGUCAAAGCUACACCAAAGCGCAGAUCCACAAGAGGCAAACAGCAAGAAGAGGAACAAGAGGAGGAGGCAGCUGUAGAAAAUACUGAUGAAGAGGAACCAGCAGUACAAGCAAGAGUUCUGCGAAAGGGAAGGAGGGUUGCUCCUGUUACACCUAGACGUCAGUCCAAAAGACCUCGCAAACAACUCCAGGAGGAGGAAGGAGAAGAGGAAAUAACAACCGCUGAGGAGACAGAAGUAGAGAAAGAAGAAGCUGGGCAGGAAACAACUGGGGAAAAAGAGGGGAAAAAAGAUGAGGAAAUUAACAAAGCUGUUCCUGAGACACUGGAAAGUAUGGAGCCAGAAACUGAGGUGGACAAAGAGAAAGCUGUGGCAGAGGAAGCAGCCACAAUAGAAGAUAUAACAGAGAAAGAAUCUGCAGUGGAAGAAACAGGUGAUCAGGCAGAGACCCCAGUUGAAGGAGAGGCUGAAGAGAAGAUCCUGUCAGCCAAGGUAGAUGAAGCAACAAGCACUGCCGAAGAAGAACCACAAGUUGUUGUAACAAGAGCUUUGAGAAGUGGGAGCAAGACAGUUAAAGCCACACCAAGACGCACACCAGAUAGAAGCAAACAACAGGAGGAGGAGGCAGCUGUAGAAAAGAAUGCUGAUGAAAAUGAACCAGCAAUUGAAGCAAUAGAAACAAGAGUUCUGAGAAAGGGAAGGAAGGUUGCUCCCAUGACACCUAGAUCUAAAUCCAAAAGAGCUCGCAAACAACAGAACAAUGCAGAAGAGGAAUCUACACUGACUGAGGACACAGAAGCAGAGGAAGAAGAAGCCGGGCUGGAUUCAGCUGAGGAGAAAAAAGAUAAGGAUACAGAAAAGGUUGAGGAGGAAGAAUUGCAGAGCCAGAAAAUGGAAACAGAGAAAGAGGGCUCUCCAGAGGAGGAAAGUGUUGUGGGAAAGGAGGGAGAGAAAGAGGGAACAACUCAAGAAGAAUCUGCACUUGCAAAUGCAGAAGAGGAAGAGAAGAUGGAGGAAGCCGCAACAGAGGAAACAACUGUAGCAGUGCUCGAAAAGGAGAAAGAGAUUGUAGCUAUUGAAGUGGCAGAAGAGGACAAUUUGGCAAACCAAGCUGAUGACGUAGCCUUGCUGGAAACAAAUGAAAUAGUGUCUGAAGAACAGGAGGAUGAGCAGGGGAAGGCUGAAGAGGCUGACCAGGAGCAAAAGGAGCAAGCAGAAGAAGAGGAAGCUACUGCAGGAGAACCUGACACAGCUACUUCUAAAGAAGAGGCAGUAGUUGAUAAGGAAGAACCUCCAGCUGUAUUAACAAGAGCUCGUAGGAGCAGGACAAAAAAUGUGCAAGCCACACCAUCACGAAGAUCCAAAAGACAGAAAUCCAAGGAAGAACAGAGUGACCAAGAUGUAGUGGAAGUGCAACAGCAAGAAGAAGGAAGGGUGGAGAGUGAAAAAGAAAUUGAAAUUCUAACUGUUGAUUCACCUGAAAACAGAAAAGAGACAGAUGUAACCCCUUCAACGGAGCAACAGGAGAAGACAGAGGAUACAACACCAUCUGGAAAGGAGGUCAAGACUUCAGCUGAAAGUGCUGAGGAGGAAGAUGACAAAGUCACAGAGCCAGCUGGUCAAGUUUCAGCAUCAGAAGAAAAAGAGACAGAAUCAUCCGAGGAAGAACUAACAGAGAACAAAGAGGAAGGGAAUGUGGACCCUCCAGUUGUUGAAAAAAGAGUCCUGAGGAGCAGGUCAAAACCUGUUGCAGACACUCGUGAAACAAAUUCCAAACAACACCACCCUAAUGAGGAGCAAACCAAAGUGGAAGCAAGCGCACCUCCAAAACGCAGAUCCAAACGGCAAAAAAUAAGGGUGGAUUACAGCGAAAAUGAUGACAAGGAUGAGGAGGGAGAUGAGACAGAGGCAGCAACUGAUUCCAAGGUGGAAGAGGACAUAGUGGAGUCAGAUGAGGGCAAAGACAAGAGUGAAGAUAAGGUAGCUGAAUGUUCUGAAGAUGUAGAGACAGACAUGCUGGAAAAGAGUGGAGACAAGGAAGAAGAUAUAGAGAACAGCAUGGAGGUCAUUAAUGGUGAAGAUGAUGCCGUUCUAGAUUUAGCACUGGAUGAAGACGAAGUGGAAGAGGAGACAGGUGCAGCUCAAGAAGAUAAGGAAGAUGAGCUAAGUAUCUCAGAGGAAGAUGACGAACCUGUAGUGAUUGGAAAGCGAGUGUUAAGAUCGAGAUCAGUUCCUUCGGUAAUAAUCACACCGCAGUCUAAAUCAAAAAGACGCAGCUCCAAAGGCAGAAAAGAAGCAGAGGAACCGGAGGCGCCUUUGUCUGAAGAUCCUGAACAGAGCCCUCAUUCUGCUCAGAGCAGAAGUCCGCGAAAGAGAAAAAGCGCUGAGCUAUCUCCAAUUCGCAGAUCCAAGCGUCACAGCAGAGUUUAGGAUAAUGUGAAUAAUUGGAAUGACGUUGAAACCAAAAUACAUAUCCGCACUUAAAACUGGGGAAAAGCAAAAAUACUUGUGUUGCUCAUUUUUCAUUGCAGGCAGGCCUUCUUCAUUGUGCAGGACAGACUACAUUCAGACAACAAAACACAGGUUCAGAUAUUGUCUGUCAGUGACGAAAGGAUGCCCCUUUAUUGUGUAUACCAGUGGCUGAGCAGGACGUGCACACAAACGCCUUACCAAGUUGUACAGUCAAGUCGAGUAAAACAGGAUUCUAGAUGUAACACAAAUUAACUGAGCUGUAUUGUUUCACAAUGCCAGCCAAAAGUGAAUUGCAAUAACUUUGAUCAGGUAAUGCACCAGUAAGCCACAGCUAAAACAAUUCUUUGAUAUAUCUAGUCCCCAAAUGCUUUGUUUUCUUUCCACUGUGGUUGUUUUGAAUAAAACAGUGAAAACCUAAGCUUGUUGGCUAAAGCUAGCCAUCUUGUCAGUAGCUUAAUGACAAGAUGGCUAAUUAAGCUAAUUAGCUUUUUAAGCUACUGACAACAGCCUCUCCGCAUCCGAGUCACAAUGCACAUGAAUGCAUUUCUAUCUUUUCACAAACCGGGAAGCAGGAGCAUCCGAGUUAUCCCAUGAAUCCAAUGAGGUCAUGAGCACAGCGUAACUUUGUUAUAACUGUAUUCUUCAAGAAGUGUUUUUUUUUUUUUUUCUUAAAGACAUGCAGGUCUGGAAAAUAACAAGGUGAGUCCAGAGGCGAUUAUCAAAUGCAAAAGGUGAUACUUGUGGAGAAUGUUUUUCCCAAGUUGACUUGGAGAGAAUGAACAAAGAUGCAAGCACACAGAGCGUCUGUCCGGUUGGAGAUGGACUGUGUGCUUGCAGUCUUAGGACACAGCUGUUCAUCUUCUCAGAUAAUUCCAACAGUUGCUGACUGUUCAGAUCAUUCCUGUAAUGAAUCUUGGUGCUUCCUAAUUCCCUCUCUUCAGUGAAGUCACCAUCCAGUGCGUCCUUGGCAGGCAAGUAAACUUCCAACAUCUUUACCAUCUUCCACCAUCACCUUUUUUUUGUAAUUGUACCUCAGCUGUUAGAUAUUGCGUCAAACACAUGCUGAUAAGGACCCAUUGACUUCCUCCACAAAACUGGCUUUUAAUGUAAUGGUGUAAGGCCACAACAAAGGUCGAGAUAGUAAUUCUAUUUUCAGACUACAGAGGGCAGCCACAUGCCAUCGCUGCAUCUAGCCUUCCGAAAUGCAGAGCAGGAGGAGUGCUGUGAGGCCACACACUGAUUUGGUCCUGCUCGGUAUCGAACUGAAGUUGCAGUGAAAACAUGGAGCCACUUUCUUUUGCUUUUUCCCUGUUGCCGUGUACUUUCAGUUUGCUAACCCUUUGGUUUUACACACCAGCCGUAAAGACCGAUCCACCGCUGCGUGGUCAGUUUUUUGUCAUUGUUGGUUUUUUGCAAUGAUGACAGUGAUGUCAACACAUAUAUGCAAACUCCAUUAAUCAGCAAAUCCUAAUGGGACCACAGUGAAUAUUUCCAAUGACUGUUUCUCAAAGAGCCAUAGUUUCCAGUUUUAUACAUGGAAUGUUUACUCAUGGUGAAUUGAUAUUUUUAUAUUGUACAUAUUUUUCUUAAAUUUCAUUUCAAACAAAUUAUAAAGUGUGUUAUUGAUCUUUUAGUUUGCAAUUUGAAAUCUAGAGGCUGAAUAUCAUGUUUUCAGUCACUUUUAUUGCUUAUUUUUAAAUAAAAAUAAAUACUUUUUGGUAAUUUGUUUACUUAUAGCAGAAUGCCAAACCAGCCCCAAUAUGAUAAAAGAAUUUUUAAUCUUUCUUAAACGGGUAGAAUACCGUAUUAUAUCCAUUUUUAAUUCCUCAACAGGACAGAGUAGUGUUGAUGUAUUUUUAGAUGAAUUAGUGUACUUGAAAUUACUCAUGAAUUUUCCAAAACAUGUUUUUGUUUUUCAAAUAUCAGCAGAACUCAGGAUGUAAAAUUCAGAUCUCCUCCACUAACAGACAUUUUGUUCGACAUGUAAAAACAUUUUGGUCUUAUGUGACUCUAAAUAUGUAACACACAUUUAUUCAGACACAGUACACCUGUAGCUAACCUUGUGAACUUUGGAGUCAUAGCCUGUUUUGGAGAGGAGGCUGUCUCGUGUUUUUUUCAAACCAUUUCUGUUUAUAUUGUUUUAACAUUGUGACAAUAUUUAAUCCACAUUUUACAUUGUGUCCUCACUAUCAGUGAAUGUUUUUUGUUGUCCAUCUAAUUUGGCGCAUAAACAUGUGUGAUGUAAAACCGCUGGCCUCCACAAGGUAUGCACACAUGUGAUGUUUGUGGCAUGUGCAUCUAUCUUGGGUCAGUGCUUGGCAGCAGUUGUCACCAGCAAUCAUGUCAUUUUUGAUCACCUACAUUUACUUUUCAUGUUUCAUGUUGACAAACCUCUCAAUGCUUUCUAUUACAGGUUGUUUUCCCAGUGAAAUGUCAUUUGUAAUUAUCUUUUGUGGCAAAUAAAGAUUUCUG